Messenger RNA from Pectinophora gossypiella (pink bollworm), 833 nucleotides. RefSeq lists its product as uncharacterized. The transcript is spliced from 3 exons. Lineage: Eukaryota; Metazoa; Arthropoda; Insecta; Lepidoptera; Gelechiidae. The coding region runs from base 58 to 609 and encodes 183 amino acids. The record is from RefSeq and is a predicted model, not a curated record.
AAAAAAGAAUAAAAAAAACUAAACAAAAACAAACACGCCGCGUGCUGAUUUUAAUUCAUGUUUUUGCUUGAUUUUGUGAAUGGGAAGUCAAUAAAAAAAAAGAACGUUAGAAAUAAUAAUUUUGGUGUGUGCUUUCUCGUUAUAAAAAUGGAAGAGGAUAUAGCAAAAUGUCACUUUAUACCUAUGAGUACAAUGAAAAGAGUACUAAACCUGCUAGAAAACCAAACAACAGAGCCAAAUAGACGCUGUAAACGAAACCUCCUUGAGUUGCAAUCACAGAGUAAAGUAUCUAAUGCCAUAAACAGAAAGAAAUGGAGGACACAGUACAAGCUAGCUCUAGGUAGAGCAGUGUACUCACAUGAUUGGGAUAAACUCCUGUUCCUGUUGAAGAAAUCACCUCCAUGGGAACAUGACAUUAAAUUGGAUUUUGAUUUUUAUAUAAGGGCAUUGACAAUACUUCUGAUGAACCAUCCAAGUGCUAGAGCCCAAGGAUUGCUUAAUGAUUACCUUCACAUGGUUCUAUCAUGUCGGUCUGAUGAGGAUAAGAAGGCGGUUCUAAAAGUAGUUCUCUCGUUGCCCAAGAAAAUAGUGUGUAUGAAUAAACACUGACUAGAAAUUACUUUUGUUAGGGCCUGUCUCCACUAGCUGAUAAAUAUAGUUCGGAAAUUCGGUGUCUCAUUUACCUGAACUUGACAGUAAAUUGUAUAUGUAUAGAGUUGAUAUUACUCUUCACAACCUUACCUGACUUCUUAACACUGACUUACAUUAUAUUGUGACUGUACCUACCUAUCCUAAGUAAAUAAAUGAUUUCCAAUAUCUUCAGAUGGCAAUAA